Molecule: messenger RNA, 3928 nt
Organism: Ectocarpus sp. CCAP 1310/34
Lineage: Eukaryota; Phaeophyceae; Ectocarpales; Ectocarpaceae
Source: the annotation of a GenBank genome assembly
AUGUCCCACAGCCCGACCACCCGCAAAGAUCCAGAUCACCUUUGCCGUUCCGAUUGCGUCGGGCAGACAUUCCCCGACCACGCAUACCGUGUGAUUUUCAGCAUGUUGGCGGCGUUCGAGUUCUUGGGCAGAAUGCCGGGGAUGUUGGCUCUCUGCCUCGUCUGCAACAACAGCACCUCCAUUGACCAUCCCGAAAACAUCAAGACCAUCACAAGGGACCAGCUCCACAACAUGGUUUACCCCCGCGACCCCCCACGGUCCCGAAAAAGGAGGGAUUUCGCUGCGAUGGCGUUGUACGGGAUGCUUGCCGCGGUCGUGCCGGUGGUGAUCCUCCUCUCGUUCUUCCCAACGUGGACAUCUCUCUUUGACGAACCGGUUUGGAUUAGGGUAGUGCCCUCGGUCUUGGCCGUGGUCGCGGUGAUAGAGUCGAUGGCGGGCUCGGCGUACAUAGAUGCGAACCAGUCGUGCUUCGUCCUUACGGUCAUGUACGCCCACACCAAGAUCAUGUCGCUCUUCUUGCUCGUGUGCGGCGCAAAUCGGCUGUUGCUUGGAGAGGAGGGAGAGGACGGUGGUGGGGAUAAGGGUGUCAUGGUGCUUGGAAUCCCUUUGGCUAUCCUGCAGCUGAUCAAGGUAGCCUCGGCAGGCGUAGCCGCGGUGAACUAUCUCCGGGGGAGACCGGACGAGCGACUGCCCACACUUCGCGGUACGCUGAGGCUGUGUACCUUCUGUCAGAUAUAUUGAGUUUUGUUAGCCAACGAGUCGUGGUGGGAGAGGGUGUUGGACCCUGUGCCGUGUGCGUGGCCAGACGUUGUGGAUGCCAGGGCGGUGGUUUGAAUAGCCGAAGCCGUUGUUCUGGCGGUGUGGCCGUUGCUUGAGGCCACACGCGGAAGGCAUCUAAGCACGGACGUCAGAACCUCCGUAUUUUGGGUACUUUAGCGGACUACAGCCAGCGUUCGCGGGCCCGCUUCGUAGAGGGAAAUCGGCCCUCAAACGAAUCAUUGUGGCUUUGAAAUUUGUGUAACCGAUAUGUUUUCUCGGAAAUUCGUUCGGGAUGGCCCCCCUGCUACUAUAGGAGGCCAGCAAAGCGAUCCGGAGACCGCUUGUUACGUCGAGCUUGUUCUUCAAAGUUUUUAAGCGCAUGAAAGAACAGUUGAAUGAAUCGAAAGGAAACAAUACUUGUAGAUAUUAGUACGUCAUACUGGCAGCGGGGCACGUUUGCAGGAAAAGGCGAUAUCUGCAGAGGAUAAUCCGGUGCACCCUGUGACUCUUGUGAUGUGUCGAGCCUUCAUCAAAGAUAGCUUCGUGUCUCGGGAAAGCACCGUGUCAAUCGGAUAUUUCGUCUCAACUUAGCCUUGGGCUAAGCUCCAGUGCCUGAACGUGCCAGCACGCACGACGCCUCUUUCUUCAUGGUGUCCUCUACUGAUGACGGUAGGACGCAUACGACCUCCGAUACAUGAGAUUCAACAAUAAUAUGUUGAACUACUUCGAGCGAAGAACAUCUCAACGGCUGAAAGGUGUGCUCCUGUCAAAUAUUGGAGCACGUAAGUAUGGAUAUAGAGCCAGCGUCAAAAGGGGUGUCUUCAAGUGGAUGCUGAGAUUACCCCGGUACCUUCCAUGCACUUGACAGCUUUCAUCUUGAAAGUGAAUCCGACCGACUUUCAAGAGAGAGACUGCAUUAGGUAUUGCCAUGUUGACACCUCCUACUGUACCUCCUACACAGCAGUGGCUGGGCGUGUCCCACAAGGACUGCGUCCAACGCUGCUGCCCAGUCUCCAUCUCACUAAUCACUCAUCACUCAUCACGUCGCGCGGGAAAAGAAACGAUACUUUAUUUGUCGCCUGUGGCGGCCCCUAUGCAUACGUACGUCGGGGGCGGUGGGUGCUCCGGAAACUCCUACGCGGGGAGUCUGGCUGGGGAGAAUAUACACAAUCAAAAGAAAUGAUGAUGUACAGCAGCAGUCUAGCCGUUGUGGGCGGCGACACCUCAAGGCGGGAAUGUCGUUUGCGCAGAAGAAAAUAAAGGCGGCGUAGCGGUGUAUGCGAUACCCCGUGCCCCUUGAAGGGCAAGUGAGCAAGUCGGCAAGUUGGUGGGGUGGGUUUGCGGGGACGAGGGGGGACCCCCCCCUCUCCCCCCGUUGAACCCACCAGGAAAAAUAGGCCAUAUACAUCACCACCCACUUGAUCUACCCUAUGCAUGACGUGACGGGUGGCCAGUGGGCACGGUUAAGGGGGGUUAACGUGACAUGUAACCCCUAAGCGUUGUGUAACCUGCGUAACCCGGUCGGGCGCACCGUUGCCAACCUCCAAGGUCAGGCAGGGGUUCGAAACGCCGGUCCAAACCCAGUUAAGGGAAAUUUGUAUCCGUGCUUGGUUGCAGGCGAGGUUGUCCAAGCCCGAGAAUGUCCAUGCCUUGCCGCGAAAACUAUGUACCAGCCGGUGUCCACAGAAAACACGACACACCGAUUUAUCGGACAUUCGCGGCAUAUAUAUAUAUAUAAAAACACAAACUUGAAGAGUGCCGGCAUUUGUAAGACCGAUUUUUCUAUGGUUGACUACCGUUGGACGCGCAAAAAUAAAAACACUACACCCCCCCCAUCUCCGCACCACCAGUACUAUUUUCAAAGGAAGCUCCUCCUCGCCGCUGAUCUGCAACUAGCUGCCCACCGUUCACCCCGCGAGUAGUNAAUGUCCAUGCCUUGCCGCGAAAACUAUGUACCAGCCGGUGUCCACAGAAAACACGACACACCGAUUUAUCGGACAUUCGCGGCAUAUAUAUAUAUAUAAAAACACAAACUUGAAGAGUGCCGGCAUUUGUAAGACCGAUUUUUCUAUGGUUGACUACCGUUGGACGCGCAAAAAUAAAAACACUACACCCCCCCCAUCUCCGCACCACCAGUACUAUUUUCAAAGGAAGCUCCUCCUCGCCGCUGAUCUGCAACUAGCUGCCCACCGUUCACCCCGCGAGUAGUCCCUCACCCCUUCGUGAGUGCUCAUUAUAUCUUGCAGCUGUCGCGUUUUGGGAGCUCUGUUCUUACACCACAAAGAAAUCCGGGUUCGUUCUUGUUCUUAACACCACGUCGGGCCUGAGCACGCGCGUGUUGUUGUAAUUAUCAAUUUGUCGACAAUUUCUUUGACUUUGACUUUUUUUCGAGGCGGCAUUUCUUAACUAACUGCCAAGUUCUUAAGUGCGAGCGCCAUCUUCAUCUCUGAUGAUCAUGAUGUAGUGCCGGGAGCAACAUAGACAGACAUGGGCCUACUUUAUUUGAUAUAUAUAUUUUAUUUAUUUAUUUUUGCCUUCCGACAAUUGCAGAUGUACCUCAGAAAACUUUCACUUAAUGUCUCAUACUCUACAUGAAUAUUAAACCAAUACGAAGUACAACAACAUAUGUAGGGCUUAUUUCUACUGUCAUUUACAUCGUAAAAGUAUCUCCUCUUCAACUUACCAAUGACAAUCCUGAUGGUAUCCUAUAUGCGUUCGUAAGCUUGCUAAAAUACUACUGCGUUGAUGUCCGCUUGUAAAAGCUGAAAUCCAACAAAUGCUUUGAUCCAUGCUACAUCUCCGUGUUGGAAAAGCCCUUUCAUCUCCGUUCAUGAUAACAUCUUACCCUAUUCUACGCAAAUCUGUCACAUCUACUCUCAAACAAGACGUCAACUUCAAACGAAAACGCGUUCUACGAUGCGUCUACACUCCAUCCCCAUAUCAUUGGCGUUGACUGGUCCGAGGUCGAUCUUGUUCGCCUGUUUUCGGCGUCUUGACGCCCGCGCAAUGCGAGCUUGUACCUCUGCACUCGCCGAGAUAUGGCCACCUGUGUAGCCACCGAAACGAUCUGAAGAAGUCGUUCCUUGAAGACUCCUUUCAGAGCCAUCGUUCCUCCGUCCCUUCCUCCCACGGCAUGUGUCGCACGUUCAUCGUAUAUUGUGUAACCCUC